CGCGUCAGCCGCAGCACUCGGCAGUCAGUAGUCGUCGUCGCUCGCUUGCUUCUCCUUUCCUCCAGCAUCAGCUCGAAAAAUCUCCAGCGCAGUCAGCUACCUACUUCAUAAUCGCACGCAACUGUGCUAAUCACGGCGCGGCUUUGCCGAGCGAGAGUGUAGUCCGUAUUAUAGCUGCGUAAAACAGUGUAGCCGCAGCCCGCAGGGGGAAUAAAGGCAAACAGUGCAAGAGUGUGUGUGCCUGUGUUGCAUCUCCGUGGACGUCAAUCGAUAAAAAGCCGAGGCAGCGCGAUUCUUUCAGCGUAUAUACAUAUAAGUAGUGCCAGCGCCCAGCAUUGAGGAUAGACUGAUAGAAGAUAAAAGAUAGCAGACACGGUGAGACGUCGCGCUACGGGUAGACUUGUCGUCGUACAGCCUGUUAAAUGCGCAUCGGCCUGUGAAUCUCCAGCUGAGACAAUCCGGCAGUACUGCACAUUAAAGGAUGGCCGAACCGGCGGUGGCCGUGAAAUCGGCGCCGAAAGACGCCCCGAACGGCGGCGUGUUCUACGAGCUGGACGCAGGCGAAGGCGACGGCGACAGCUCGACGACUCCGUGUCACCCGGCGGCGGACCCCCGCGACCGCAGCGAGAGCCCGGUGUUCGGGCUGGACGGCGCGACGGCGAGCGCGAGGCACACACCCCAGGAGCUGGGCAACGAGAUAUCGGCGCCGUACGAGGUGCCGCAGUUCCCCAUCGAGCAGAUCGAGAAGAAGCUGCUGAUACAGCGCCAGCUCACCGUCAAAGCGGCCAAGGACCUGGAGGAACGACGCAGCCACUACGAGCCGUCGCUCGGCCCGGCGCCCGACGACAGCGACCAGCACUUUCCCCUCGAGGAGAAUGACUUCGUGCCGCACUUCCAGCGGGUCUCCAUAUCCGGCGAGGACACCUCCGGGGUGCCGCUGGAGGACCUGCAGCAGGCCUCGCAGAUGCUCGUGCAGGCGCUGGCCAUCCGCGAGAGGUACAUGAACAACUCCAAGCAGUCCUUCCCCAGCAUCACCUCGAGGUUCUUGAGGAGCGUCGACAAGAGGCCGGUCAACCUCGACGACGAGGUCCAGCACGACGACCGCAAAGCCAUCGAAGACCACCCGGUGCACGCGCCGGCUUCGCGGGGCGACCCCUGGGAGUGCGAGUUCCCGGCGAGCAAGGACUACAAAAUCGCCCCGGUUCACGGCGUCUUCAACCUCUUCGCCAGCGAGCAGGACUACGCCGACAACAAGCCCGUGGCCUACGCCUACCCGGACCUCGCCACCUUCGUCCGCGACAUGAACCUGCUCUGCGCCAUGAUCGCCGACGGGCCGCUCAAGUCCUUCUGCUACCGGCGGCUCAGCUAUCUCUCCUCCAAGUUCCAGCUGCACGUGCUCUUGAACGAGCUGCGCGAGCUUGCCAGUCAGAAGGCUGUGCCGCACCGAGACUUCUACAACAUAAGAAAGGUCGACACUCACAUCCACGCAGCUUCGUGCAUGAACCAGAAGCACCUGCUCAGGUUCAUCAAGAAAACGCUGAAGAACCACGCGGACGAGGUGGUCACGUGCUCGAAGAGCGGCGAGAAAAUGACCCUCCGCCAAGUGUUCCAGUCGAUGAAUCUCACCACCUACGAUCUCAGCGUCGACAUGCUCGACGUCCACGCGGACAGAAACACCUUCCACAGGUUCGACAAAUUCAACGCUAAAUACAACCCGAUCGGCGAGAGCAGACUGAGAGAGGUCUUCCUGAAAACCGACAACUACAUCAACGGGACGUUCUUCGCCAACAUCAUCAAGGAAGUUUCGAGCGACCUGGAGGAAUCCAAGUAUCAGAACGCCGAGCUGCGUCUUUCGAUUUACGGCAAGAAUCCGGAGGAGUGGGACAAGCUCGCCAAAUGGGCGAUUCAGAGCGACGUGUAUUCCGACAACGUUCGCUGGCUCAUUCAGAUUCCCAGAUUAUACGACAUCUUCAAGCUGAACAAACUGAUGACGAAUUUCCAAGAGAUUAUAAAUAACAUUUUCCUGCCACUCUUUGAGGUCACCAAUAACCCCGAGACGCAUCCAGAGUUGCAUAAAUUUCUCCAAUACGUGAUAGGAUUUGACUCGGUGGAUGAUGAAAGUAAACCAGAAAACCCUCUAUUUGACAAAGAUGUCAGCCAGCCAGCCGACUGGGACGACGUGGAGAACCCUCCUUACGGUUACUACCAGUACUACACCUAUGCCAAUAUGACAGUGCUUAAUCAGUUUAGAGAAGAUCAAGGCCUUAAUACUUUUGUUCUUCGACCGCAUUGCGGCGAAGCAGGACCAAUCCAGCAUUUAGUUUGCGGCUUCAUGAUGGCCGAAAAUAUUUCUCACGGUCUGCUACUACGGAAAGUGCCAGUCUUGCAAUAUUUGUACUAUUUAGCACAAAUCGGCAUCGCCAUGUCCCCCUUGAGUAACAACUCCCUAUUUUUGAAUUAUCACCGAAAUCCUUUGCCGGAAUAUCUGGCAAGAGGUCUAUGUGUAAGUUUAUCCACGGAUGACCCUCUGCAAUUUCACUUCACUAAGGAGCCUUUGAUGGAGGAGUAUAGUAUUGCCGCCCAGGUCUGGAAACUCAGCUCAUGCGACAUGUGCGAAUUGGCGAGAAAUUCCGUUAUUAUGAGUGGUUUCCCACACAAGAGCAAGCAGUACUGGCUUGGGCCUAAUUACACCAAGGAGGGAGUUGCUGGAAAUGACAUUACACGAACGAACGUACCAGAUAUACGAGUGGCCUAUCGCUACGAGACCUUAGUCGACGAACUUUCCAAUAUAUUCAAAGUUGUAGAGAAGCCCGAUGUUUUUUAGCUACUUUUUAUCAAGCCUAUUUCGUCUAUCGAUGUCAACGAUAUCACGCUCUGAAACAAAAACAUCCUGUCAACAUGAAAGACAAAGCAUGCGCCAAUCGUAUAAUUUUCAUAUACCCACAAGAUUCGAUAAGUGACAAUAUCAUGCCUUUUUUAGUUCACUGCAGCAACUCAUAAAAAUUUACAUCGAAAUAUUAUAGUAUCUAAAGAAAUUAUUAUAAUUACUAAAAAAAAAAUGGCUAAAUUAUAUACUGUUACCGCCAAUGCAAAUGUUUAACAAGGAAAAUAUUACUUAACUUACAAACCUUUAAUAAGUCAAGCAUGCAAAUAAACGUUCAACUUCUAAAUAUUUAAUAAGACAUAUUAUUAUAUUCAAACUAUUGUUCCAUUUUUGAAUUUUCUAUAGCGAAAAAAUUCUUCAAAUAUCGACCAAAUAAUGUCAGAACUUAGUUAUCAAUUCCCAGUUAAUACAUUAUGUAAUUAAGUAGAUUUGUGGAUAGAUUAAUAAGGCCAUGUGAAUCAGGCAUUCAUUUGAUUUACGAAGCGUUAGGAAGGCUUCAUUUAUUAUGCUAAUCAUUAAUGUAGUAAGCAUUGCAGCUGUAUUUUAUCUUUAUUUUGUUACCUUUUGUACGUUUAUACUAUUACUGUAUACUGCGUUUAAUUGUUCAAUAAAAAAAAAUAUAUGUGUACCAUAUAGUUACUGCUCAGAGGGAUUAUAGAUAGAGAAUAAUGUUGAAACUUUUAUAGCUAUUGAGGUUAUAAUAAAUUUUGAAAUGUAUUUAUUGUACAAAGUCUGUAACAUUAAAAAGAUAUUAUUAUUUACAA
Molecule: messenger RNA, 3648 nt
Organism: Nasonia vitripennis (jewel wasp)
Lineage: Eukaryota; Metazoa; Arthropoda; Insecta; Hymenoptera; Pteromalidae
Gene: AMPdeam
Product: AMP deaminase 2
Exons: 13
Coding region: 482-2824 (780 amino acids)
Biological process (GO): AMP metabolic process; IMP salvage
Cellular component (GO): cytosol
Molecular function (GO): AMP deaminase activity
Source: RefSeq, a predicted model, not a curated record